Molecule: messenger RNA, 513 nt
Organism: Endocarpon pusillum Z07020
Lineage: Eukaryota; Fungi; Ascomycota; Eurotiomycetes; Verrucariales; Verrucariaceae
Exons: 2
Coding region: 1-513 (170 amino acids)
Biological process (GO): spliceosomal snRNP assembly; RNA processing
Cellular component (GO): pICln-Sm protein complex; precatalytic spliceosome; catalytic step 2 spliceosome
Molecular function (GO): RNA binding
Source: RefSeq, a predicted model, not a curated record
AUGAAGCUCGUCCGGAUGCUGAUGAAAUGUCAAAACGAGACUGUAACCAUUGAACUCAAAAAUGGUAUGCGCUCCCCAUCCUUGUGUCCAACUCGAAUCAGCCACCCACCACGAACAUAUGUCCUAUGCUCGACAAGUCCUCCUACUAACCCAAUGCGGAAUGAAGGUACAAUCAUCCAUGGCACUAUCACUUCAGUCUCCCCACAAAUGAACACGGCUUUACGCGCUGUCAAGAUGACCGUGAAAAACAAAACCAAUCCCUCCGCGCCAGGCGAGACGAUUUCACUCGACACUAUCAACGUGCGCGGCUCCACCAUUCGAUAUUACAUCUUACCAGAUUCACUUAACCUGGAUACCCUAUUAAUCGACGAUCAGCCCAAACCAAAGAAUAAAGCACGGAAAGAGGGCGAUGCGGGCCGUGGUGGCCCUCGGGGACGAGGAGGACCGCGAGGCAGGGGAAGGGGAGGAGGCGGGUUCCGAGGUGGACGGGGGAGAGGCCGAGGUGGGUUUUAA